GUUUGUCUGGGCAACAUUGGUGGUACGUUUGCGCUCUACUGCAAUUUAAAAGGCGGAUGCUAACAGUUUAUCAAACCUCCUGUCUUAUUAUAGGACAUGGAACUCAUGUGUCUGGAAUCAUUGCCGGCGUUGAUCCAAGCAAGAGUUUCCUCGGUGUGGCACCAGACGUCACUUUGGGCAUGUGGCGUGUAUUCGGUUGUAGUGGUGGAGCUAGUGAAGAUACCAUCAUAAAAGCAAUGGAAAUGGCUUAUGCUGCAGGUUGCAAUGUAAUUAAUCUCAGCUUGGGCACGCAAUCUGCGUGGGCAGAGAACGCCAUGGCCGUUGUGGCUGACAGAUUGGCAAAGAAUGGUGUUGUUGUGGUAUCUGUUGCAGGAAACCAAGGUAGCGAUGGUGUCUUUAUGCAGAAUAGCCCUGGAUCGGGCUCACGGGUGAUUUCAGUGGCCUCUGUAGACAAUUCUUUCUAUCUCACACGCGUCGCCACGGCGAAUACAUUCCCGGAUGAAGUUUACCCAUACGAACUGUCAACAUCGACAGAACGCAUGCCUAAUGGGACACUCGCGGUUCUAUUCGACAAACUAACACAAGACAUUAUUACAGCAUGCUCAGCGGAUGCAAUACCUUUUACUUUUCCAUUGACCCAUUCUAUUCUACUUGUACGUCGUGGCGAGUGUAACUAUGCGGUCAAACUACAAGUCGCAGAGCAAGCAGGAGCCAAAGCAGUUUUAUUCUACGAUAGCAAGGGCCAGGACACAGAUCGCGCGGUCCAAGCCCUGACGGCCGAAAACACGAUACCAUCUGCCGGUAUUCCCAAAUCAUUCGCCGACAAGCUGAUUAAAGAAGCUUCCAAAACCGUCAACUCGACAGCACUCAGUGUCUCAUUCAGUAUUAAUGAAUACAACCAGACGAUCCCUUCUGCUGGCCAAAUCUCGAGCUUCUCCAGUGUUGGACCCACUUAUGAACUUGAUCUGAAGCCCACUUUGGCUGGUAUUGGGAAUCAAGUGCUCUCGACUAUGCCACUACGUAUGAGUAGUACUAAUGUUGGUUGGGCCACACGUUCAGGCACCUCAAUGGCGGCUCCUCACAUCAGUGGUGUGGUGGCACUCUUAUUGGAAUAUCACAAGCAACAAAAGAGAAAUAUUACUGCUGAUGCUCCAGCAUUUGUUACCGAGCUGUUGCAGAAUCAUGCACAGAUUGCCAUGUUUGACACGCUUCCUGACCAUCCCUUACUACAAGGAGCUGGAUUAGUACAACCGUUUACUUCGCUCCAAAGUGGAAUCCAUGUAUCACCGGGCCAUAUUAGUUUUAACGACACCACCAACAUCGUAAAGACCCAUCAGAUACAUAUCGCAAACGACGGAAUCAAGCCUGUGACCGCCCAACUUCAGCAUAGUCCAUCCAAGGCCAUUCUACCUUACACCAAUACUAGCAGCUUUACCUUGGCCCAGCCACAUCAAAGAGACGACACGCAUGUCGAGCUCGAGUUUGUACCAUCACGCAUCACCUUAGAUCCAGGUCAAUCAGUCGAUAUCCAGGUCACGAUACAUCUUCCACCCAUUGACUACCAUUAUCAAAUGUAUGGUGGCUUUAUCCAAUUUGUUCAAGAAGACGACCACACCAUGAAGAGCAAAUUGGCCUCUAUGCCUUAUUUUGGUGUACUUGGAUCAGUGAACGAGCUGCCUCUAUUCGAUCAAAACUUCCCAUACCUUGCACCUGGUGGCAACCCGGACAUCAUGUACGGUCCCUCUGAAACGUUUAUAUUGAACACGACCCAUGCCCAGUACCCUGACAUUAUCUGUCGCUUGUUAUCACCGACCGCUCGCGUGUCCAUUCAAGUAGUCACCGACGAUGACACAAUCAAAGUCAUUGGCGAUAUUGAUGGUGGACCCUUUAAAUACUGGGAAAGAAACCGACUCGCUGGAACUGACUAUUAUCGAAGCAUACAGUGGAAUGGUAAAAUUGUGACAAACGGCAUCGGCUCCGAGGCCACCACCAUGGUUUCUCAAGGCACUUACCGUCUACGUCUUCGAGCACUGAAAAUGUUUGGGAAUCCAGAUAUACCCGAACAAUGGGAGGAAUGGAUCUCUGGUCCUAUACUUGUACAGUAACAUCACCCAUCAUCAAAUUGUACUUUUUUUUCAUUUCUGUUUUCCACUACGUACGAGCCACAAAACAAGCAUUCAAUUGUACAUACAGUGUUCAACUUUAGCAUGAUCCGACCAACUAUUUUUAUCUAGUUUAUUGUUAUGAUAUUAAAGCCCGUAUGUAGUAGCUUCUACUACUAGCACC
Molecule: messenger RNA, 2286 nt
Organism: Zychaea mexicana
Lineage: Eukaryota; Fungi; Mucoromycota; Mucoromycetes; Mucorales; Lichtheimiaceae
Product: peptidase S8/S53 domain-containing protein
Exons: 7
Coding region: 57-2105 (682 amino acids)
Biological process (GO): proteolysis
Cellular component (GO): cell wall; membrane; cytosol
Molecular function (GO): serine-type endopeptidase activity; tripeptidyl-peptidase activity
Source: RefSeq, a predicted model, not a curated record